Molecule: messenger RNA, 586 nt
Organism: Aphanomyces astaci
Lineage: Eukaryota; Oomycota; Saprolegniomycetes; Saprolegniales; Verrucalvaceae
Exons: 3
Source: RefSeq, a predicted model, not a curated record
CCGCGAGGACACAUCGCUCAGCGCACCGUGGAGAACCCGUUCAGGUCUCCCCGACGGCGACAGCUACAUGCUGUCGAAGAGUGGGAACCGCCACGCGCUGCCGCAGUGUUUGUGCGGGCUUCUGCUCCACCAAGGACUGAAGCAGAUGGCGCUAGUGCCAUUUCCAGCCAACAACGACCCAUCGGGUGUCCGUGAUGAUAUGGAUAUGGGUAGAUAUGGCGGUUACGACCGUACGGCGCCGCAAGUUUGGAACGCGCCGGCGAUCCCGCAGCCGCCAACAUUCUCGGGCUCGAUCAAAGCCGAAAGACGAGCUUUUAUGCUCGAGUACCUGAAGUACCUGAGGCAGAUCAACGAUAUGCAGUGCAAUGGAUCGCGUGCGUUCGCGAUGUCCGUGAGUGCCUGCAUGAACCCGUUUUCGAAGCGCCGGAUCGCGCUGCUCGAUUGCAACCGCGACCACAAUUCCAUCACGAACUAUGAGUGGGUCGCAUGGUUCAAGUCGGCCGGCGAUUCGUUUCGAACGAAGAUCUUGGACGUGGAGUCCCGCGUCGGUCGCAUGUCGGACGAGAUGAUGCGCUCGUUGGCAUGA